GGAAGAACAUCGGGGACAGCGCCACUCUGACCAGGGGCACGAUGAGGUCGCUUCGUUUCAUUUCUGCUGAAGCGUUAGUGUCCCACUCCCAGCUGGUCCAGGAGAACCUGGACAAUAUAGCCUACAACCUCUACCCACUUCUGUUCAAGGCCAGUUACCUGCUAGAGCAGGCAGAUGUAACCCGUGCUCUGCUGAGUCACUGGCCACUGGAGGAGUUCCGGCUGGCUGUGCUACUGAGGCCAAACACUGACCACCCUGAAGACCUGCGUGAUCGUGCCUGCAAGGCCUGCCUGGAGGCCUGUAUGCAGGGCAUAGCUGACCAUGUGCUGAAAAGUGGGAGCAACCGCCUUCGGGUAGCUGAUUUCACCGGCAUCCAGGACGUACAGGUGCAGCAAUGUCCUUGUGGGAGGGCACUAGGAAGGUGGGGCCGUACCAAGGUGCUGGCCAGGACCUGCUGCCAGCUCCAAGGACAGCCCUGUUCAGCUGGGCACCCCAUUGAAGUCUUUGCUGACCUCUUUGUCACAGAAGGCAACUUUGACAUGGUGGUGCAGGCCCUGAAGCCAUUAGGCCCAGCACCUCUGCAGGUCUGUUGCCCUUCACUCCGGGCAGACAGCCUGAGCCCUGGGCAGCUCCUACAAGUUCUUGGCCUGGCUGGGCCAGGCAACCUUAGAAAGUUGGAGGUAGUACACAAUGUCCGGCUGCAUGCUGGCCAUGUGCAGCAGCUGCUGACCCAGGUGGGCUUCCCUCAGCUGACCUCACUCACCUUGCCCACCAAGGCCUUCGAUGCUCCCCCAACUUGUGCCCCAGAUCCAGAGGGCGAGGAUCUUCUCCUUACCUCUAUUGCCUGGGAGCUCAGCCAGAUGAACCAGCUCACUGAGCUAAGUGUGGCUUUCUCUACACUCACUGGGAAGAUCCAAACAUUGCUUAGCCCCUUGAAGACCCCACUAAGAGUGUUGGACCUAGCCAACUGUGCCCUUAAUCAUGAAGACAUAUCCUUCUUAGCAGACUGUAACCACACUGCCCACUUGGAGGUGCUGGACCUCAGUGGACACAACCUGGUACACCUGUACCCUUCUACCUUCUUCAGGCUGCUGAGCCAGGCUGCCCAAACACUGAGAGUGCUCACCCUCGAGGAGUGCAACAUCACAGACAGCCAUGUUAACAUGAUGAUUCUGGGCCUUAGCCCUUGCAGCCAGCUCCAGCAGUUCAAGUUUCUUGGAAACCCGCUCUCAGGCAGUGCUCUCCGGCGCCUUUUUGCUGCACUCUGCGAACUCCCUAGGCUUCGCCAUAUUGAGUUCCCAGUACCAAAGGACUGCUACCCCGAGGGUGCCAUCUACCCUCAGGAUGAACUGUCAGUGUCCAAAUUCGACCAACAGAAAUACGACGUGAUUGCAGAGGAUCUUCGAGCAGUACUGCUUCGAGCUAACCGGGAGGACAUCCAGGUCUCCACCCCACUUUUUGGAAGUUUUGAUCCAGACAUUCAUGAAACCAGCAAUGAACUUGGUACUUUUUUGCUGCAAGCUUUCAAAACUGCUUUGGAAAACUUUUCCAGAGCACUAGAACAAAUGGAGUAGGUCCUGGAAUCGUGCUGUAAGAGGCUGUGCAUUUCUAGUGCCCUGAGGUCAGUCCUGGACCAGAUGAUCAGGCUCAACCAUUUGUCACCAGCAGCAACACUGCCACAAGAUUUCCUCAGAGAAAACUGCAGGCGUACUCGUUACGUGCUCUAAGAGGAAGCCAGAUACAUAAAUGAGACAUGAGGUGCUCCUGUGUGUUAGCACAGCAAGAUCUUAAAGCAGAGGAGAAGCCACCUUACACCAAGACAGAAGGUGGAGAAUGUGGUCACCAGGGCAGGAUGUAGUGGGAACAGGGUCAACUACUUAGCUCUGAUGCUGUGAGGGGAAGAAAUGAGAAAAUUCACCACAUGUAUAUCAAAAUGUAUAGAAACAGCAGCUCAUAAAAAAUAGACACUGAGCCGGACGUGGUCGCGCACGCCUUUAAUCCCAGCACUCGGGAGGCAGGGGCAGGUGGAUUUCUGAGUUUGAGGCCAGCCUGGUCUACAAAGUGAGUUCUAGGACAGCCAGGGCUACACAGAGAAACCCUGUCUUGAGGAAAACCAAAAACAAAAAACAAACAAACAAAAAAAAGACAUUGAAAAUAAAAAUGAACCAGACCCCUGAGCUAGCAGUUUAGUUAUGUUCUAUCUGCUGUGUAUUUUACCAGAUGACAUCGGCUACACAGAAAUGUGGGGGAUGGGGUGAUGAUCAGUUUUCUAUCGGUGGCUGUUUGGGCUUUGUUUCCACCUGCAGCAGAUUUUUAUCGUCUUUUGGUGACUGAGGACAUCUAGUCACUGAAAUAUGCCCAGUGUUUCUUGGCAUACUCUGAUCUGCUUUCUGCUUAGAGUUCAGACUGUAAGACAGGCAUGUCUAACCUGAACAGUCUAUGCAGUCACAUGUGACAGAGGAUAGCUAUGAACGUAGCGCAUUACAAAGUUGGAAACUUACUGAAGACACUGAGAUGAUUUUUUUGAAACUCGUGACUCAGUUUUCAAGAAUGAGCUUUGUAAAUGUUAACAUAUCUAUAAGGCACACGAAUCACUGCUCCUCCUCAGAAUGGCUGAGGCCUGGCCCUUUGCAACUCCUUUGAGAAACAAAUCAUCACGUAAGAAAGACUCGUUUAGACUUUAUUUCCAGUAUUUGCUUUGCCAAAGUACUACUGUAAUGAAAUGCUAAUAAAAUAGGAGUGUGGC
This is a messenger RNA of Mus musculus (house mouse), 2746 nucleotides long. It is a transcript of the gene Lrrc14b, whose product is annotated as leucine rich repeat containing 14B. The record is from RefSeq and is marked provisional. NCBI's taxonomy places the organism in Eukaryota, Metazoa, Chordata, Mammalia, Rodentia, Muridae. The coding region runs from base 42 to 1574 and encodes 510 amino acids. The transcript has 2 exons.